UUUAGUGAUAUCAUCAUAAACGUCUGUGGCUUGUGUGAUUUAGUGACUUAUUUAAAGUUUCUAAUUAAGUUGUUUAAAAUGUUUGCCAGUUUAGCGAUUACCAAAUAACGAUCCUUGAAGGAAAUUAAAAAAAAAAAAAUUCUAUGAACUCAAUUUAAUUUUUUGCAAGCUAUAUUAUUUUUGCUAUAGUUAGUUGACUCAAGUUUUAUCAUAACCAAAGUUACUCUACAAUGGCAACGGAACAAAAAGUUACAUCUGACUGCCGAUUGUUACUUCUGCAAGAAAUGCGAUCUCAAAAUUAUGAUAUGAUACGAUUUGCUUCUUAUAGAACUGCGUGUAAGCUUCGUUAUGUCCAGAAAAAAGUACAUUUACACAUUGUUGAUAUUUGGAACGUAAUAGAAGCGUUUCGUGAAAAUGGGCUAAACACGCUUGAGUCACACGUCGAAGUGAAUGUUUCCAAAUUCGAAAAUUUACUGUCCAGUUUGUAUCACAAUCUAAACAAACGGUUACCCGCUCAACAGCACGUACAUGCUGAUCAUUUGACUACGAUACUGCUCAAUUGGAUUAUGUCAGUUUAUUCUGCAAAUGACACUAUGGGACGAAUAAGAGUAUUUUCCAUUAAAGUUGCAUUAGCCACAAUGUGUUCAGGAAAACUCAUGGACAAAUUAAGAUAUAUAUUUUCACAAAUUUGCGAUCAAAACGGGCAUAUGGUUGCAUGGAAGUUUCGAGAAUUUUUACAAGAAGUAUUAGCACUUCCUGGUGCUGUAUAUGAAUCACCUUCUUUUAAAUACAACGAACAGAUACCAGUAGAAAUAUUUAGCGGGAAUGGCAAAGUCACUGUUAAUGAUUUUAUGGAUUCGAUGAUGUCAGACCCUGGACCGGCUUGCCUCGUUUGGUUACCUCUAUUGCAUCGUUUAGCAAAUGUCGAAAAUGUUACACAUCCUAUUGGUUGUGACGCAUGUCAUCGGGAUAAUUUUACCGGAUUUCGCUAUCGUUGCCAGAAGUGUCAUAACUUUCAAAUGUGUCAAGAAUGUUUUUGGAGAGGACGUGUAGCGGCUAGUCACACUAUCGAACAUGAUGUAAAAGAGUAUACUAGUUAUAAAUCUCCAAGCAAACAAAUUGGACAUUCAUUAAGAAAAUCUUUUCGCUGUGUACCAGAAAAAGAAAAAGCAAAUAUACCUAGAUACCCCGAAGAGCCUGAGAAGACUAUUAAUUUAUCACAUAUUAUACCCCCGUCUCCGUUACCUUGUCAUAAUGGAUUUUCAAACAUGUCGCUCAGCAGUCAGUUUAAUACUUUGGACAGCAAGACAAGUUCUAGAAGUCCUGAUAAACGUACAAUGAGUUUGGAUUAUACUUCUAUGGAUGACGAACACAAGUUGAUUGCACGUUAUGCUGCAAAAUUGGCUGCCAAAGCUAAAGAAGUAGGUAGAGCACCAUCAGAAGGUUCUUUAAGCUUGGACACGUCAAGAGCUCAACGAGAACUUAUCAUUCAACUCGAGUCAAAAAAUAGAGAAAUUACAAAAGAAAUCGCUAGAUUAAGAAAGCAACAAGAGAUGGAAGGUUUUUGUUCUGGAAUUUCAGAAGAAAAUCCUGCCCUUAUGAGCGAACUUCGUGCGUUACGCAAUAGGAAACAUGAAUUGGAGUCUCAUCUAACAUCCUUACAAGAUUCUAGAAGGCAACUGAUGGUUCAGCUUGAAGGAUUAAUGAAGCUACUCAAAAAUCAUCAAGGAUCUCCUCGAUCUACACUAAAUUCGUCACCUCAUUUAACAAAAUCUCCUACACCUUCGAAAUCUGCACCACCUACUCCAGGCAGUACUUUAACUUCAGCUUCGCUUUCAAUAAUGUCAAAUUCAGACUCUGGAAUAUUAGGAGAUGUUAUCAAAUCGGCUUUUACCACUAAUUCUCAAACAAGUACACCAAAUAGCCCAUCAGUAAACUCGAUUACUUCUAUGUCCACUGGUGGUAGGAGUUUAAGAAAUGACUUACUAAUCGCUGCUGAUUCCGUUACAAACGCAAUGUCAUCUUUGGUCAAAGAAUUAAACACAGAUAGCCCUGUCCACGGAAAUUCUACAGUAAUUACACCAUUAGGUUUUGGUAAAAAGGAAGACAACAAUAAUUCCAAAAUGAAUAAAGAUUUGAGAACUGAUAGUUUAUCUCGGAGUCAGUUUAAUAAAGUCAAAGUACAUAACAACCAAUCGGACGGUCAACAAUCUCCUGGAAAUAUGAGACGUAGCAGCAAUCCUGGAUCUAUAAACCACUCGCAAGAAGCGGAUCCUGUUACUCGAUGGAGAUAAUAAUAUUUAAUUAUUAUUUAAUUAGCAGUUUUAACGACAUAAACUUAUUAUUUGUUUAUUUAUGCCAACUAUUAGAUUUAAUAACGUUAAGAUUAUAAAAACCUAAAAGAUUAGAUUUAAUUAACUUACUUUUUUUUUAGCUUCGAUGCAGAACUGAGGAGAUAUUGUUUUUACAAUAACGUGUUUUUUAAUUUUUUGUGUCUAGACUCACAAUAUCUUUUAAAUAAAAAAAGAGGUGGGAAAUUGCACUUUGACCAUAGCAUAUUUCCAAGUAGCUAUGUGUAAGUGAACCAACAGUCAAUAAAUAUUUGAAAAUAUUUUCAUUUUAUUGUUAAUUACGAUAGAUGGGUAACAACGGCAACAAAUCAUUAAAAACAGUUGAUUAGCCUUAAUCGUAUCCACCGUAAUACUUAAACCAAAUUUUUAAGCACAUUAUUGUCAUUACUAUGUUUUUAUUGAUACUUGUAGUUUUACCAUGUACAGAUCUGAAUCGAAGCGUUUUGAAUGCAUUUUUGAAAGUCAUUUUAUGACUUUUAGUUAUAAUAAUUUCUAUAGACCUAUGACCCCCCCCCCCCAACAUGCUCUGUUCCCUCUAUGCCUUGACCCUACUAUACUGUUUUUUUUUAAUAACUAUUUUUUUAUAAAUUGUUUUAUUUUCGAGGCAUACUAAUAUUUUAAAUGUUGAUUGUUUUUUAUUUAUAUUGUUGUCUUUUGUUUAACUGUUAUGAAAACGUAUUUGAUACUAAUCAUAAGGAACUACCUAAGUAUUACUUGUUCAGUAUGUUGAUUCAAUUAUUUUUUGAAAGUAACUGUAAUUAAUUAGCAAUUAUAAUGUUAGUAUUAUUUUUUUUUAUUAUUAUUAUUUUAAAAUUUCGUUCUUUUAAUUAUCGGAAAACAUUGAAAAUAUAACGUGUUUGUUGUGUAAAUUAUGUUUGCAGUACCUAUACAAUGACAAUAUGUUAUAUAUGACAAUAGUGUAACUACUAUUAAUAAAUACAUAAUUUAGU
Messenger RNA from Adelges cooleyi (spruce gall adelgid), 3301 nucleotides. Its product is annotated as dystrobrevin beta-like. The transcript has 17 exons. Lineage: Eukaryota; Metazoa; Arthropoda; Insecta; Hemiptera; Adelgidae. Gene Ontology annotation, biological process: synaptic signaling. The record is from RefSeq and is a predicted model, not a curated record. The coding region runs from base 231 to 2294 and encodes 687 amino acids. Gene Ontology annotation, cellular component: synapse; plasma membrane. Gene Ontology annotation, molecular function: zinc ion binding.